AUGACGGACUCGACGAAAGAACCCCAGAUCCAGGACGUUCCGAAUCCAAGCAUGGUGACCAAGGAAAAGAAGAGGAGCCGAGUUCAAUUCUCUUGCACUGCCUGUAGAAGUCGAAAACUCAAGUGUUGUCGGACGUUUCCAUGCACCAACUGCAAGAAAAGAGGGGAGGCCGCAUUCUGCACCUUUGUUGGCCGUGGCCCUCGAGGAAGGUCAUCGCAGGGUCGAAAAAGCCCGACCCUUUUGCAAGAUCGUCUGCAGCACCUUGAAAACCUGAUCUUGUCAUUUACUCAGAAGAAGUCAUGCGAACAGAGCCAAACCCUUAGUGCAUCAGAGCAACAGAAUACUCCGUCUACAACAGCAGAGAGUGUUGUUCCAGCAGUGCUGGUAAAUCCUUCUUCAAGCAUGGAACCGGAACCGAGAAGCUCUGCGCCUGAAAGCACUGGUAGACUCCUGGAAAAUAAAGCAGGGUCGAGCUAUUUCGAUGGCGCUCACUGGCGUGCUAUACUCGAGGAGGUGAACGAGGUCAAGGGAUAUCUUCAACAAGAAACAGAUGAAGAAUCUGAGGAAGAAUUCAUGGAUGAAGCAUUUUUUGACUCUUCAUCGCCGGUUCUCUUACUCGGCUUGAACAAGCCCGCGAGCAAGGACGAACUGCUCGCUGAUAUUCCUCCACGACCAGCAGCAGAUAGACUUGUCUCACAGUUUCUCCAUUGUAAAGAGCCAAUAUUAGUCGUUCUCCAUUUCCCAACAUUCCAGAAGGAGUAUAACCAAUUCUGGCUAAACCCACGGGGAGCGUCUCUCCAGUGGCUCGGUCUGCUGUAUGCUAUUUUUGCAUUGGCAGUUUCGAUUUUGAAUACGAUAGAGGAACCAGUGCCCCAUUCACUGGGAGAUCACCAGGCCGCCACGACCCGGUUCCGCGAACGUACUGUACAAUGUUUGGUCCAAGCGAACUAUAUAACUCCUGGUAGAUACAAAGUUGAGGCCCUGUUUUUAUAUACAAUGGGAGAGUUCCUCACAAGUUGUGAUGCCCAAGCCGGAGUCUCGUUCAUGCUCGGGCUCACUAUAAGGCUCGCCAUGCGGAUGGGGUACCAUCGCGAUCCCCGAAAUUUCCCUAAAAUGUCCGCGUUUGAAGGGGAGAUGAGACGGCGUCUAUGGGCUGUUGUGAGCCAACUCGAUACCCUGAUUUCAUUCCAAGUCGGACUUCCUCGGACAAUCCAGGCCUGGCAGCACGACUCUCGGCCAGAAACUGAGCUCACUCCGCUGUGCUAUACCAUAGCCAAGGGAAGAAUCAUGUCGAUUUUUGGACGAAUAUCAGACCUUGCAUACUCGCGGGAACCGGUGACAUACGAGCAAACGCUCGAAAUCGAUCGGCACCUUGAAGAAGCGCACAAUCAGAUUCCGUUGAUCUUACGAACUAGGUCAAUGGAGCAGUCAAUUACCGACCCACCAGACCUAAUUCUCAGGCGUUUCACGCUGGAGAUUCUGUAUCAGAAGUGCCGCUGCGUUUUACACCGGAGGUACCUGGCGGAGUUCCCUGACGAUAUGCGAUACACAUAUUCUCGGUGGGUUUGUAUAACCGCAGCGAAACAGAUCCUUCGACACCAAGCAGUUCUGCACCACGAAAGUCAGCCUGGAGGCCAGCUGUACCGCGAAAAGCGAUUCCCGAAUUCUAUACAAAACACAGACUACCUGCUAGCAGCCAUGAUUAUCUGCCUCGGACUCUCCCCUGGUCAUCCCAGGGAGCCAGGAACGAACAGCCAAAGCAAUGAUGUGACAGUGAUCAUCAAAGGCCGCGAAGAUCUUCUAUUAACCCUGGAGACAUCCCAUCAGAUUUUCAAGGACAUGCGUCGGCGAUCGGCGGAUGCACAAAAAGCAUAUGCUGCGAUGUCAAUCAUGCUUCGUUGUGUCAAGAAAAGUAUGCAACAUGCAGCAGACCUCAACGGUUCAGGUGGCCAAGAAUUUAAUACAACCAGUGAUGGUAAGAUGACCAGCCUAUGGCUUGUGCAAGCUACUAAAUCAGCGGGCUGUAGUUUCACCACCCCCGUAUGA
This is a messenger RNA of Aspergillus fumigatus Af293, 2046 nucleotides long. RefSeq names its product putative C6 transcription factor. The record is from RefSeq and is a predicted model, not a curated record. Gene Ontology annotation, molecular function: zinc ion binding; DNA-binding transcription factor activity, RNA polymerase II-specific; DNA binding. Gene Ontology annotation, cellular component: nucleus. The transcript is spliced from 6 exons. Gene Ontology annotation, biological process: regulation of DNA-templated transcription; DNA-templated transcription. Bases 1 to 2046 code for a protein of 681 amino acids. Lineage: Eukaryota; Fungi; Ascomycota; Eurotiomycetes; Eurotiales; Aspergillaceae.